GCUUCUCGCAGCUUCACCAUUUUGUGAGGGAGAGACACGCAGCGGUUUUGUGGUUUUUAUGGGCAAAACCUCCAGCAGAUUAAACAACAGCUUUUCUACAGAUUCUUGCAGUUCUGAGAGAAAUAAAUUCACUCUCUGACUGUAGAAACUGGUCUUCUGCUGAGGCAGAGCCACACCACAGUGAGCGAAAUGCAGUAUGUUUGGGUGAUAUUACUGUUCCUCCCCAGCACACUUUCACAGAAGUUCAGGUUGGUGGUUCCAGAAGCUCCUGUUUUCAGUGUUUCUGGUUCUUAUGUUGUUCUGCCAUGUUCUGUACGAGAGCAUAAUGAUCAGAACAUCAUGGUGAACGCUGUGAAUCUGACCGUUACUUGGUCCAGAUCAGACCUGAAUGAUUCACUGGUUCAUCUCUAUGAGAAUCAUACAGAUCUAAACACAGAUCAGAAUCCUUCUUACAGAAGAAGAACCGCUGUGUUUAAAGAGGAGCUGAAGAAUGGAGACGCCUCACUGAAAAUCUCCAACAUUCGGAUUUCUGAUGAAGGAGAAUACACAUGCAGAGUUGACUCUAAGAACUGGAACUGGCGUGGUGAUAAAACCAUUAAACUCUCAGUUGAAGUUGUGGGAAGUGAACCAGAGGUCACUGUGGAGAAAUAUGAAUCAGGAAAGUUCAGUUUACUGUGUGAAUCUAAAGGCUGGCGUCCUGAACCUGAGCUUCAGUGGAGGAACAGUAAAGAAGUUAAUCUGACUGCAGAAACAGAAACUCAGAGAGUCGCUGAUCUCUUUAAUGUGAAAAGCAGAAUCACAGUAGAGAAAAUCGACUCAUACUUCUGCACAGUGACACAGAGACAUCAUGUGAAGGAGGGAUGGACCGGUGCUCAUACACUGAAUGAGCAUGUACCCAGUGAAGCUGGGAAAACUGUUGGAAUUACCAUUGUUGUACUUUUACUCGUGGUUGUCCUGGCUGGAGUCUUUUUUCACUUCUAUUAUGUCAAAUUAUUACUGAACUCAGACAAAGACGGUCGUCUCCAACACCACAACCUCUCUCCAUGUCAGUGGUGUUGUGUGGAGUGUACUUUACUGAAGUCUGAAGAGGAUCUGAAAGAGUUUAAUCUGAGAAAGUUUGACCCGUCAGAUAGAGGAGUUGAGAAGCUGAAGAAAGUGAUCGCAUCAUCCGAAAAAGCUCUGCUGAAACAGUGUAAUCUCACAGAGAAAAGCUGUGAGGUUCUGGCCUCAGUACUCAGCUCAGAGAACUCGCUGACAGAGCUGGACCUGAGUUUAACCCCUUUUCACAGUGGCCAUAAAAUGAUUUUUUUUUCCUAUUUUGAAAGUCCCUCUUCUCUAAACCAAUGA
Astyanax mexicanus (Mexican tetra) is the source of this 1347-nucleotide messenger RNA. RefSeq names its product butyrophilin-like protein 2. The transcript has 8 exons. The record is from RefSeq and is a predicted model, not a curated record. The coding region runs from base 190 to 1347 and encodes 385 amino acids. NCBI's taxonomy places the organism in Eukaryota, Metazoa, Chordata, Actinopteri, Characiformes, Acestrorhamphidae.